Molecule: messenger RNA, 1709 nt
Organism: Styela clava
Lineage: Eukaryota; Metazoa; Chordata; Ascidiacea; Stolidobranchia; Styelidae
Source: RefSeq, a predicted model, not a curated record
UUUAGAUGGGAUGAAAUGAUAGAAAACGGUCAAAUUUAUGUGAAUGAAGAUGAUCGUGAAAUUUUUUGUCAUGAUGAAAAGUUGCAACGAAGAUGUGAAGCUGUUACUGAUGAACUUCAGAACAGAAUCCAGAGUCAAAGCAAAAAAGAUUCUGGCAGAGAGAGUGUUGACAGUCCAGAGAGUGAUAUAAGCUCAGUGACUGUUCCAAACAAACCAUCAGUAUCUCGAAGACGACAAAUUGAAUCGAGUCAUUCAAGUAUUGAAGAAAUUGCAUCAGAGAAAGAAUUUCAGGAGGAAUUGCUGCUGGAACAAUCAACUCCUAUCAAGAGAAAAUCGAAAUCAAAAAAAUCUAAUGCAAAAUUGAAUAAAUCUAUUGAUGCAGGAACUCAAACGAGGCGACCAAAAUUCAUUUUGCGGAAGCAGUCCCCAAGUUUGCUUGAAGCAAGUAGUAGCAGUAAUUCAACGUCACGUUCACCAUCACCUCAACUUGAAAGAAGAAGACAUGUGAAACAAUUGGGAUCUCCUAUUCGUCCAAGCGUCUUAAAUAAUUUCAAACAGCCCUUUAAAAAAUUUGAUGAAUCUCCAAGAAAAAGGAUAAAGAAGAGUCAUCGCCGAGAUUCUUACACAAAAGAAAUCAGAGAGAAACGACAACGUGAAAUAUCAAGGAUGCAACGACAGUCAGCUACUUCAAGGAGAAAUCUGUGGACAGAUGCUGAAGUCAAAGAAUUUCUUUCGGGACUUGAGAAACAUGGACCAGGAAAUUGGUCGACAAUACUAGAUGACGGAUACGAGGUCUUUAAUAGCAGAACUUCAGUCAUGCUGAAAGACAAGUUUCGUACAAUGAUGAAAAAUAAUACUAUACCGGAACAUUUAGUUUUAUUAUGGAAUGCUAAAAAAGCAGCAAAAGAGUAGUUUAAGCACAUUUAUAUGCAAAUAUAUAAUAAAAAUGUGAUUGCAGACGCCUUACAUUGCCAAUCAUUCUAUUUGUGGCGUGAAAAUAGAAAUAUCGAAAGCCACUGUCAUGCUUCCAAUUCCCAAAAUUUUGUCAAUAAUUCAAGCUUUUGGCUAUAAUCCACUGUUUAUGCUUGAAUUAAUUAAUUUUUUGACAGUUUUAAUUCUUUGCUAAACAUUGGGAACGUUGAGUUUUUUUGGCCGACAUUAAAUGGGAUUAUUUUUAUGCAAAUGGUUGAUUGAAAGAAAAUUGCUUGUAGGUGAAUAUACUUGCAUGGUAUGUUCCGAGUUGAAUCUUGACAAAGCUUGGUAAAAAUGGUCAGAUUAAGUUUUUAAAACCACAUAAUCCUGACAAAAUUAAUGACAAGAGCACAAUAUUCCCGAAUGACUUCGACCAAUAUUAAGUACGUAGAAUUCAUUUACACCUCCUUCAUGGUUGCUAAGUGAAUCGGGUUUGGUAGUGGUUCAGGGGAAAAUUGAGAAUGGGAAUCCUGAAAAUUUUCAACACUGAACUACAGGGAUUUGUUGGUUCAGGGAGGCUUUGUAAAUUUCUUUUGUUGGAUCAGGGUGAUUUUGUAAAAAAAAAUUCUAUCAUUUGUAUCGUGUGAAAAUGGAUAAGUUUUGAUUACGGGAAGAAAAGUUUAUAUAUUUCAGGUUAUUUUUUUAUGUUCUUUUUAUAUUAUUACAAUGUUGGUUGCAUUUUUGUCUCCCAUUUUUUCUUAUAUCUUUAAUAAUAAAAUAAUACUGCUUAAAAAUGA